AUGCGUUUCUUCACUUCCAUCCUCAGCAUUGCUGCUUUCAGCACUCUCGCAACCGCAACCCUCGACCCCGCUACCUCAAACACCAAGGGCUACGACCCCAAAUCCCCCGCUUUGCACAGCCAUCCAAGCCGACGAAUGCGCAUACAACCACGCGUGUCUUCCGGGACCCAAACCUUUGCCGUCUUCCAACAAGAUCAUCAAUAUGAUAGCGCCCACGGUGCUCCGUAUGGAACCUGUUCCGCAUACAAGUGUACUGCGCCUACCAAGUCGGAGUUGACGGCCGGAGCGGAUUACUGGGUGUUUUAUUGGGGGAAUGAGGGAACAGGUAAAGGGGUGGGAACAACUUGUAUCAAGAGUCCUGUGGAUGGUACUGUGGUGUGA
Botrytis sinoallii is the source of this 381-nucleotide messenger RNA. RefSeq lists its product as uncharacterized. The record is from RefSeq and is a predicted model, not a curated record. Bases 1 to 381 code for a protein of 126 amino acids. NCBI's taxonomy places the organism in Eukaryota, Fungi, Ascomycota, Leotiomycetes, Helotiales, Sclerotiniaceae. The transcript has 2 exons.